GGAAGUCGGGUAGCUACUGGGUCUGUUGCAGUUCUGCUGAUAUUCACAAAUUGUCUGAUUUUAAAACUAAUUGUUUCUUCCUUUUAACUGCCGGCUCCUUUGGUGAUGAGUGUCAUUUCAGUCCAGUCUGUGAAAAUGGUGACAGCCAUCGUGUUACUGAGCGUCUUCUUAGUUUCAGGUGCUGUGGCGGUUUGUCCUGAGGAGUCAGGCCUAUUCAUUACUGCACCAAAGGAGAUGAAAGCACUGAGUGGAUCCUGUCUGCAAAUCCCAUGUAACUUUAGAGUUAAACAAGGAGAGAAAUUCAGCAGUGCAAGAACAACCUUCGGAGUGUGGAUUAAAAGUAGCAGAAAUUUUGCCAAAACACCAAACUAUGUGAUUUUCAACAGUAGCAGGAUGGAUAAUAUCUAUCCAAUGAGUCUUACUGGAGACCUGAGUCAGAAAAACUGCACCACUUUAUUUUCCAGUGUAAACACAAGUUACACAGACAAGUACUUCUUCAGAAUUGAGAACAGACCAUUCAAGGCAACAGCUAUUUGUGAUCCUCUUCAAAUAACAGUCAAAGAUUCUCCUCCGAGGCCCAGCAUUGAGAUCUCAGGUGAUCUGAAGGAGAAGCAGUCUGUCACUAUAACCUGCUCAGCUUUCACUCCCUGUCCACACUCCCCUCCUGAACUCACCUGGACUCUCCAACAAGACCCUCACAACAAAAUAGAGGAAAACACAGAUCGAACCUUCACAACUAAAAUCCAGACGACCGUCACUCUGUCAGACGAACAUGAUGGAUUCAACAUCACCUGUUCAGCCAGAUAUCCUGUAAAUGAAGGAAAAGACGUCAAGACAGCAGAGGAGAGAACAACGCUCAGUGUUUCAUGUAAGAUAAUAAAGUAUUUGUUAUUAGAUCCUGUCAGCACAUGA
This is a messenger RNA of Sebastes umbrosus (honeycomb rockfish), 912 nucleotides long. RefSeq names its product sialic acid-binding Ig-like lectin 10. Lineage: Eukaryota; Metazoa; Chordata; Actinopteri; Perciformes; Sebastidae. The record is from RefSeq and is a predicted model, not a curated record. The transcript is spliced from 4 exons. Bases 106 to 912 code for a protein of 268 amino acids.